This is a messenger RNA of Haliotis rufescens (red abalone), 4331 nucleotides long. Its product is annotated as RNA polymerase II elongation factor ELL-like. Gene Ontology annotation, molecular function: cis-regulatory region sequence-specific DNA binding. The transcript is spliced from 12 exons. The record is from RefSeq and is a predicted model, not a curated record. NCBI's taxonomy places the organism in Eukaryota, Metazoa, Mollusca, Gastropoda, Lepetellida, Haliotidae. Bases 4 to 1767 code for a protein of 587 amino acids. Gene Ontology annotation, cellular component: transcription elongation factor complex. Gene Ontology annotation, biological process: positive regulation of transcription elongation by RNA polymerase II; transcription elongation by RNA polymerase II; snRNA transcription by RNA polymerase II.
AAUAUGGCUGCGCUGGUGGAAGGACAGGAGUAUGGUCUCAUCUCAAACGAUUCUUCCAUCGGCAACAAAACUGUAAUUCACGUCAAGCUAACAGACUCAGCUCUUAGAGCGAUAGAAGAAUUUUCUAAAAUCAAACAUGGCACCAACAGAAGGCCUACAAUACAGCUUGAUGGGAACCAAGGGCACUUCCAAGUCCCACUCCGAGGCUCAGGUGAUGACCCUAGGGCCUCGCGCACAUUCCGAUUUAACCUGGCACAACUUCAAGGCGACCCCAAUGGUAGCUUUGAGUGCAUCCAACAGCCAGACUCCAGAUAUGGUCACACACUUGAAAGUUUGGGCGUCAUGCAACAGAAAAUCAAUGUCCUCGCAACUGACGAUGUGUACAAGUCCACACGAGAACGUAUGACACUUGCUGAGGAAGAAAGCAAAAAAGUCUGUACAAAAGAAAUCAAACCAAGCGGCCGAUACAUCAGCAAGAAAGUGAAGAAAGUGAUAACGAACGGUCAUAACAAGCACUUACCGCCCACCAAUAAAAACAAUAUUGCAAUCAGCAAACCCCAACCCCCACCUCACAUCCCCAAAAGCUCAACCAACUUCUCCAAUGUGUCAAAUCCUGGUCAGUCAAGACUCUCGGGGACUUCUCAUCUCCCUAAUGGUGGAACAAACCACUCCCCCAACAGGGUCACAGCCAGUCAGCAUUCACCUCACAGAAGUACUGGGUCCAACCAUUCUCCUGUGAGGGGUAGUGGGACGACCACAGUGUCUUCAAUGUCUACCAAACCAUCAUCUCAUGUGCCGCCGUCUAGCGGAGGGGGAUCCAAACCUAACUCUGCAAUCAUGAACAUGCCAUAUAGAGAAAGAAUCAUUCAUUUGUUAGCGGUGCGGCCUUUCAAGAAGCCCGAGAUGUUACUGAGACUAAAGAAGGAUGGUAUCCGGGAAAAGGACAAGAACUCUCUAGGCAGCAUCCUGCAGCAGGUGGCAGUACUUAACAAGAGCAAUAGCUACACCCUUGCAAACCACGCCUGGAUUGACGUGCGCACAGACUGGCCAUUCUACGCAGAGGCAGACCGCCAACUUGUGAAAAGAAAUCUCCAGAACCUGCAAGCCGAGUCUCGAAGUGCAUCCACGUCCCCUGCAGUGUCCCCCAGCAACCAGGCUCCUGAAAGCCCCAGCAACUCUCAGAAACGUGCAAGUGAGGAUGUGAUUGAAGCCCCCCAGCCAAACAAGAAGCAGAGAAUAUCCCACCAUGAGAAGAGGAAAGAACCCUCUCCCGUCAACGGUCUCAAGUCCAGCAACAGUCACCAUCAUGCACCGCAUGACAAACGCAAGUCCUCCUCACUGUCCCCUGAUGCGAACAGAGAGAACAAGGCGCAGCACAUAGAUGAUAACGGAAACACAGUGUCCUCCAAUUCCAGCAACUGUGCUGAUUACUUAAAGACUUACACAAUGAUCAAGAACCAGGAACAGAGACAGAAGUAUAAGGGUGAUUUCAACUCCGAGUAUGACGAGUACCGGAAGCUGUUCGGUCAUCUGGAUACCAUUGCCAAGAAGUUUGGGGAAUUAGAGAUAAAGAUUCGCAAGACGAAGGAAGGAUCGGAGGCCUUUGAGACUUUGAAGAACAGGAUACUAGAGGAAUACCAGACCCAGAAAAGUGAUCCGAAGUUCAUUGAACAAAAAAAGCGCUAUGACUACCUACACAAGAAACUGGCACAUAUCAAAAAGUUGAUAAUGCAUUUUGAUCAGUGUUCCCUGUCCCUCUGCUCAUAGCAGCAGGCUGGCUGGCCCGGAACAGACUUACAAGCUGUGGUUGUGAGAUCUACUGGAGUUACAGAGUGAACCUCACCUGUGGAUUCUACACAGAUUGCUUGGAUCUUACCAUGGGUAAAUAGGAUGUAUUCCACGGGGUAAUGAGUCUCGCCGACUGCUGGAUGGAUGUGGACGCAUGGUCUGUUGUCUGGCCAGUAUACCGACUUGUUCCCAAGUUGAAGGAUGUUUCUGGAUCUACUGAAUGUUGCAAGAGUGUAACAAGAGUCCCUGGUGUGGCUCUUCCCGCUAGUCACUGGUGGAUAUGUGGACAUGGUUAUGUUUCUGAAGGAAUGUGAAUUUGGAUGUUUGCAGGUUUGUCAGACAAGCACCUACCUGGCUGAUGAACUGUCUGCUGCCUUUUUUGUUUCGAUAAAAAUGGCCUGUUUUUUGUUGGCCAGUUUGUUCUACACACCCAGUUCAACAUGCUCCUGUUAAUGAAGCGUGAAUCUUCCCUAUCUACACAGCACCCCCUGUAUAAAUGUUCUUGUGUCUGUCUGUCCGUACGUCCAUCCAGUGCCUUGUAAUGCUCCCGCGCAUGCAUGUAAUGCAGGUGCAGACCGAGCUGAUGCGUGUGCAUGGCCAGCUGAAGGUCACUGAAAGAGUGAUGUCACACAAGCCAAGCCUCUCGCUCCAAUAAUGGCACAGGUCUACUUUGCCAUAAUAGUGUACUUUUGCUGAUAAGUGCUUGAGGCUGCUGGCUUCACAAAUUGGCCAUAUCACAGUAUUGGUGAAAUUUUCUCUUUUGUUUAAUAAUUAUUUAAUUUAAUUUCAAAGAGUUACUAGUUUAUUUAUGACCAUGUGUUAAGUUAUUAUCAGUUUGGCAUUCUCAUCUUUUAUUUUGAGAAAGCAAAUGCAUCUCUUACAUAUUUAUCUUUUGAAUUGACUAGCUUGGGGACAUAGCAUGUCGCAUACAGUGUUUAUUUGGAACCGCUGAAUCAAAGGAAUGUAGUUCACAAAGGAGUGCCAUGUGUUUGUAGAUUCUUCCUUCAGGAAGCUUCAGCUAAUGUAGAACUCCAAAGAACCCAGUUCUCAAACUGUACUAAUCAAAGGAUGUUAAGGACCACGCGAUUCUUUCAUAUUACUGGAGUUGAUCCGUCAUGUUAUAGGGCGGUCGGGUAGCCUAGUGGUUAAAGCGUUCGCUCGUCACGCCGAAGACCCGGGUUCGAUUACAGUCAUGGGUACAAAAUGUGAAGCCCAUUUCUGGUGUCCCCUGCUGUGAUAUUGCUAAAAGCGGCGUAAAACCAUAGUCAGUCAGAGGCUGUCAUGUUACUAUGGUAAGAUGAAAGAAUCGGGUGGUCCUUAACUUAUUUUGAGUAGUAUAUAUGUUUAAAUGUUAUCACAACAUGUCAAAUGGCUUGAUAUUAAAAUAUACUGCUCAAAAGAGGUUUAAGAACAUCUGAUUAUUUUCAUAUGAAUGUACUUGCCUGUCAUGGCAGAUUAAUUCUAGUCAUAUGAAAAAAUCAGGUGCUGCUAAACAUCUUUUGAGUUGUAUAUGACUGAUCAAAAGCAGAGAAUUCUUUUAAAGAACAAAAAUGGAUCUUCUUGUCUUGAACUUGUACAUGACAUGCCCCAGACAAAGUAUUUAUUGGUAUUUAUACACCAUUAUUUAAAUGAGCACUUGUAGACCCUUGUACAUUAGGUUGUUUAUGUGAAAACGGUAAUUUGAGCAGUGGUGCACCUUGGUGCAGAUAGUUAUGUAAUGAAAAAACAUGUUGAAGCCAGUGUAUGAAUCCUGAAAGAGGUGACGCCUUGACGAACUGGAUGACGGUUGUUCUCCUGUCGUUGGUACUGUUGAACAAAUAUAUCAGUAGUGUCUGUUUUGUUUUCAGAAUGUAAGGAAACUAUUUUAUGUGCUAUGUUAAUUUGAGAUGUCAAAGAUACAUGAUAUAUGCAUAUGAGAAUAUUUUUGAUGAAGAGAUAUCACAUAAACAUGUUGUUACCAUGAGCUUGAAAAAUUGUGUGCUGACAUGAAGCUUUGACCUGGCUACUCUCUGUAGUGUUGUCAGGGCCACCUCCAAGGAGAUGCUCUGGGCAUGUCGAGUUGUAUGUUCGUUGAACGUUUGAAAGCUAUGGGACAAUAUAGGCAAUGAAUCUGUUCAUUUUGAAAGUCAAGUUUCUUUAGUGUUGCUUUUAUUCAGAAAGUAUAUGCUCAAACCUUCCCAGUAGUAUAACCAGCUGUUCUUUCAGCAUUGUUUUGUUAGGUCAACAUGACUGCUGGCCCUUUGGCUCGUGGCUAGCAGAAGGGUUAAAUGGGCUGCUGCUUGAAGCCAGUUGCUGCAUUUUGCUUUUUUACUUCAUAUUUGCAAAGAAUGUGCACAAAUUUCAAACAUAAACACUUAUCUGCUCAACUUGUUGAAGGGACAGUUUAUUAUACCGGUAUUUGUAUCAUGGACCAGUAGCCUCAGUGUUCAGUCAUCAGCAUGUCGGAACAUACAUGAUGUACUUCAGGCAUACCCCAGUCUUGAUGGAUGGGGCCUCUAUUUUAGUUGGUUUAAGGAUCUUCUAACACCAAAUCACUGAUAAAA